Caenorhabditis remanei is the source of this 1047-nucleotide messenger RNA. RefSeq lists its product as uncharacterized. Lineage: Eukaryota; Metazoa; Nematoda; Chromadorea; Rhabditida; Rhabditidae. Gene Ontology annotation, molecular function: protein binding. Gene Ontology annotation, biological process: embryo development. The record is from RefSeq and is a predicted model, not a curated record. Bases 1 to 1047 code for a protein of 348 amino acids. The transcript has 5 exons.
AUGGAGCCGUUCAAAUUAAUGGACACUCCGUUUCUAGUAUUCCAAAAAAUUAUAAAACUGAUGGAUAUUAUAGAGGUAUUCGAAAUGUCUCAAACAUCAAAGAGAAUGUUUGCCAGCAUCAAAUUUUCGAGACGCCGAAUCCAACCAAUUCAACUGUUCAAAGGGGACCAGCGUCGGUUGAUCAGAGUGUAUGAGAAGAAUGACGGGGAUCAAAGAUGUACUAUUCGUUUGAAAACGGAGGAAAUGGAAGAGGAUGUGCUGAGACAGUUGAGAUUGAAAGACACAAUCUUAGAUUAUCGGUUGGAUGAUGAAAAACAAUUGAGUUGCUAUCUCCACAGAGACUCAACAGAGGAAGAUAUCGAUUCUCAAUUAGUGCAUCUCUUCAAUUAUCUAUCGGAUCUUUUCAAUAAUAAGACUAUCACUGUCAGGCUUCGACCAUCUCAGAUCGCAACGUCUCCUUUUCUUUUUUCGAAUCUCCAGUUUGAAAGUUGUCAAUUUUUAAAAAUUAUUGAGGACGAUCCUGUUAUUUUAUCAAACGAGGACAUGACACGAAUACUGGAAAUUUUGAAACCAACGAUUGCGAUCACUUUAAAAUGCCCUAUCGAAGAAAACUUUGGUCCGAAAAAUAUUCUGAGUCUCCCACGGCUCUAUAUUCUCAAUGCUCGAUGGCUCACUUUCGAUGAUCUACUAAACAUGGAAUGUGAGGUUGCAUUUUUAAGAUACCAUUCAUUCGCAGUGGAAGACGUCAAACAGUUUAUAAAUCAUUGGAUGGCUGGGAGUAAUCCAAAACUGAUGCAUCUCAGACUGCACGGUUUUGAAUUGGAACCAAAUUGGGGGCACAUUCUCGAAGGGAUUGAAUAUGGAGUAUGGGAUAAGAAAACGAAUAAGAGACCGAGAAACUUUCAAGACCAUUACAUCUACAGUAUUGAAGAAAUCGACUGCAAGAAUGGUCUGGAUUUCGAGAGAAAGAGUGAUGGAAUGAUUGGGACAGUCAUGCAUCAAUCUGACCAGAUUGAUUUCCUCGUGUGGCACGAUACACAAUUCUGA